AAUUCACUAUUCUAUUUCACUACUACCUGAUUUCCACCGAUCGUAGCACGCAUAUUACGGACUGCCGUCAGCAACAUCGUCAAGGGUUGUCCUCUCCUUCACCUUCACACAUGGCUUCUUGCACCUCUACUAUGAACCCUAACGUCGCUGAGGACGUUAGAUAUAUACCGCCCGCGUACGAAAACGAGAAGUCAGCUAAGAAACGACGUCGUAGCAGUUCAGCAUCCAGUAGAAAAAGGAACUCUCAUCCCCAUCAACCCGAACCCGAAACAUUACCAGAAGCGCAGCAAAAUCAGCCAAGAUAAACAAUGCAGCAAUUCAUCGAACUCGAACCUACACAACUUGAACGCUUCAUAUUCGACCAAGUUAGGUUUCCUCCCGAUAAUACGGAACUUGUCCUCGACCAAAAACGAUUAAUACGCGAAUUCUAUCGAACCGAGGAACUACGCUUAGAGAAUAACCGACGACAUAUUCACCGUAGCGAGAGUGACUCCGAUCCCGAAAUGGAAAAAGUUGACCCCAUAACUUAUAGGAGAGUCCUUGAGGCUAAUGGCAUUGAAGAACUUGGACAAACAGAAUGUCUGGCUCGCGCUCCAACUUUUGUUAAAGAUAUUCUAAAAACGCUUGACCUCGUUGAUAGUGGGAACCAGACUCGUCGCCGACAUUCCCAUCCUAAAUGGUACAUUGAAGAAGACGACCAAACGGCAAAGAAAUUCCUAUACUACGAGAGCAUGCUCCGGUCCAUACGUAACGGGUCCAAGAAAACUAUUGAAAACAUUGUAUACUCCGCCCUUGCCUUGGACAGCAACGAAUGUGAAGCAUGCGAUGCUGCUAUGUGUUUAGCAGCUGAUCAGAAGUUCGGACGAGUGUUUCUUAAUCACUUUCAACACCCUGACCUACUCGUUGUCCCUCAACCGGACUUAUACUUUGGAUACGAAACAGAUGAAUUUCUCGACAACGACCAAUACAUACCGAAGAACUAGCAAGAUCUUCCAACGGAGAUAUAUCAGCCCUACUGCGAAAUAUCGGAGCCAAUUCAAAUCUGUUAUCCUUGUUUAAUAAUGGAAGCGAAAUUCGAUGGUCGGAGCAUAAACGGAGCUCAAAGACAAUACAUCGGCAGCUGCGCUACUACCUUUGCAGCAUUGCAUUUUGCAUUCCCGCAAGAGAAGGAGUUCGUUGUCUUCGGUCUCACAGUUUCACAUAUGACUGCGGAAGUUUUUGUAACGUAGAGAACGCUCGGCGAGGACGGUAGGGUCCAUUAUUAUUUUGGA
Messenger RNA from Hypoxylon trugodes, 1271 nucleotides. RefSeq lists its product as uncharacterized. The transcript is spliced from 2 exons. The record is from RefSeq and is a predicted model, not a curated record. The coding region runs from base 309 to 983 and encodes 224 amino acids. NCBI's taxonomy places the organism in Eukaryota, Fungi, Ascomycota, Sordariomycetes, Xylariales, Hypoxylaceae.